CUGGGAAGGAAUCUGGGGACCUGGGUCAGCCGUCUGGUAGCUCCUAGCCCCCUGGGAGGUGUGAAGAUAUGGAUCAUGAGCUGAGCCAGGGAGCUGCGCUGCUACGGCUGCUACCCCUUCUGGGGCUGCUGCCCCAGUCCUGGACUGCCCCUGAAGCUCCUACUCCAGGGUGGAGGGAUGAGCUGCAAAACCACACGUUCCUGCGCACAAUGUACUGCCAGAAAGGGAGUCCCAACGUGGGGCUAUCCGAAACCUACGACGAGGACCAGCUUUUCUCCUUCGACUUUUCCCAGAAUAUCCGAGUGCCUCGCCUGCCUGAAUUUGCUGACUGGGCUCACAAGUCUCGAGAUACUUACAACAUUUUCUUUGACAAAGCAUUCUGCCGGGCGGUCAUCGAGGAAAUUGGCCCAGAGCUUGAGGGGCAAAUCCCUGUGUCUAGAGGGCUCCCCAUCGCUGAGGUGUUCACUCUGAAGCCCCUGGAGUUUGGCAAGCCCAACACGCUGGUCUGUUUCGUCAGUAACCUCUUCCCACCCACACUGACUGUGAGCUGGCAGCAUCAUUCGGCCCCUGUGGAAGGAGCCAGGCCCACUUUUGUCUCAGCCGUCGAUGGACUCACCUUCCAGGCCUUUUCUUACUUAAACUUCACACCAGCACCCUCUGAUAUUUUCUCCUGCAUCGUGACUCAUGAGAUUGACAGCUACACAGCAAUCGCCUUUUGGGUGCCCCAGAAUGCGCUGCCCUCCGAUCUUCUGGAGAACGUGCUGUGCGGUGUAGCCUUUGGCCUGGGUGUGCUGGGCAUCAUUGUUGGCUUAGUCCUCAUCAUCUACUUCCGAAAACCUUGCUCAGGUGACUGACUCUUCCUGACCAGUCUGAGGCCGACAGCUGCAGCCAUCCAAGCAAGAGGUGUUCAAGUUUCUCACAUCCUACCCAGGAUCUCUCCUUCUCAGAGCAGGAGGCCCUGGGACUCCCCCCAGGGGAUGUGUGUGUGUGUGUGUACAGGUUUCUCAGCUGGGGUCUCUGCUGUCCCUGGGCUUUUGCAUCCAGGGGAACCCAGAGUGGCUUUCCUAUCACGACCACAUCACUGCCAUGUGAAGGCAAUAAAUCUCAUUUCUUAAUAUCA
Molecule: messenger RNA, 1120 nt
Organism: Balaenoptera acutorostrata (minke whale)
Lineage: Eukaryota; Metazoa; Chordata; Mammalia; Artiodactyla; Balaenopteridae
Product: HLA class II histocompatibility antigen, DM alpha chain
Exons: 5
Coding region: 69-854 (261 amino acids)
Biological process (GO): peptide antigen assembly with MHC class II protein complex; positive regulation of T cell activation; immunoglobulin production involved in immunoglobulin-mediated immune response
Cellular component (GO): membrane; MHC class II protein complex
Molecular function (GO): MHC class II protein complex binding
Source: RefSeq, a predicted model, not a curated record